AUGGUUUAUGAGAACAAGCCGUUUGAUCCGAUUACGGUCAGACCCAACGAGAAGAAGAGGGUUGCAUACUUCUACGAUGCAGACGUCGGGAACUACGCGUACGGCGCGGGCCACCCAAUGAAGCCGCACCGAAUAAGAAUGGCACACUCCUUGAUCAUGAACUACGGCCUGUAUAAGAAGAUGGAGAUAUACCGGGCCAAGCCUGCAACGAAGCAGGAGAUGUGCCAGUUCCACACGGAUGAGUACAUCGAUUUCUUGUCGCGUGUGACCCCGGACAACUUGGAGAUGUUCAAGAAGGAGAGUGUCAAGUUUAAUGUGGGGGAUGACUGCCCUGUGUUUGACGGGCUGUACGAGUACUGCUCCAUCUCUGGGGGUGGAUCCAUGGAGAGCGCCGCGAGGUUGAACAGAGGGAAGUGCGAUAUUGCGAUAAACUACGCUGGAGGGCUCCAUCACGCCAAGAAAUCAGAGGCCUCUGGGUUCUGCUACUUGAACGAUAUCGUCCUUGGUAUCAUCGAACUGUUGAGGUACCACCCGCGUGUACUGUACAUUGACAUCGAUGUUCAUCACGGAGACGGGGUCGAGGAGGCAUUUUACACCACUGACAGAGUCAUGACCUGUUCGUUCCACAAAUAUGGUGAAUUCUUCCCGGGUACCGGUGAGCUCAGAGAUAUUGGUGUUGGCAAGGGUCAAAACUACGCCGUAAAUGUUCCUCUAAGAGACGGUAUUGACGACGCUACGUAUAGGUCGGUAUUCGAACCCGUCGUGGGGAAAAUCAUGGAAUGGUACCAGCCCUCUGCUGUAGUCCUGCAAUGCGGGGGGGACUCUCUGUCGGGAGACCGUCUCGGUUGCUUUAACUUGUCCAUGCAAGGCCACGCAAGCUGCGUUAACUACGUCAAGUCGUUCAACAUCCCCAUGAUGGUUGUCGGGGGUGGCGGUUACACCAUGCGGAAUGUCGCAAGAACUUGGUGCUUUGAGACAGGACUUCUCAAUAAUGUCGUCUUGGAUGCGGAGUUACCGUACAACGACUACUACGAAUAUUAUGGACCAGACUACAAACUGGACGUCAGACCCUCAAACAUGUUCAACGUCAACACCCCUGAGUACUUGGACCAUAUCUUAUCGUCCAUCUACAAAAACUUGGAAAAUACAAAAUAUGCACCAAGUGUACAGCUCAACCAUGUACCGAGAGACCCAGAAAACCAUGGCGAUACGGAAGAGGAUACUGCAACCGCCAAAGAUACUAAGGGAGGGUCGCAGUAUGCACGAGACCAAAUAAUAGAGCCCGAUAACGAGUUUUACUGA
Messenger RNA from Huiozyma naganishii CBS 8797, 1302 nucleotides. RefSeq names its product histone deacetylase RPD3 (gene RPD3). Lineage: Eukaryota; Fungi; Ascomycota; Saccharomycetes; Saccharomycetales; Saccharomycetaceae. The record is from RefSeq and is a predicted model, not a curated record. Gene Ontology annotation, molecular function: histone deacetylase activity. The coding region runs from base 1 to 1302 and encodes 433 amino acids. The transcript has a single exon.